Messenger RNA from Aspergillus bombycis, 1122 nucleotides. RefSeq names its product putative isopropanol dehydrogenase. Gene Ontology annotation, cellular component: mitochondrion. Gene Ontology annotation, molecular function: oxidoreductase activity. NCBI's taxonomy places the organism in Eukaryota, Fungi, Ascomycota, Eurotiomycetes, Eurotiales, Aspergillaceae. Bases 1 to 1122 code for a protein of 373 amino acids. The transcript has 2 exons. The record is from RefSeq and is a predicted model, not a curated record.
AUGCGGUCUGCCUUACCUUCUGAGCACCGUGUCCUUUUCCUGGAACACCGCGAGUCCGGUUUUCAGGUCAUAACCCGCGCCACACCUCAACCGAGCCAUGGCAGCGCUGUGAUCCGCAUCGCCGCAGCUGCCAUUCUACCCUACCAUCGAGAUGUUUACAGCGGUAAGCGCCCGCUACCGUUUCCCACACCGCUAGUGGGUGGAUUCAGUGCAAUCGGUCACGUCGCAGCUGUCGGACCGGACGCGACGGCCUUGAAAUCGGGGCAACUGGUUUACAUUGAUUGCGUUAUACGCGCACGUGAUGACCCAGAUUGUUCUUUUCUGUCGGCCUAUUUUCACGGAUUCAGUGAUGGUAGCAUAAAAUUGAUGCGUGAUAUGUGGCGCGAUGGGACGUACGCGGAGUACGCCAAGGUGCCGCUGGAGAAUUGUAUCCCACUCAAUGAGUCACGCCUGUGUGAUGGGUUGGGAUAUUCGCUCCAGGACAUGAUGUAUAUGGCGUAUCUACUUGUGCCGUAUGGUGGGCUAAGGGACAUUAAGCUCGAGCCUGGCGAGACCAUCAUCAUCUGCCCAGCGACGGGGUUUUAUAGUGGCUUCGCUGUGCAAGUUGCCAUUACGAUGGGUGCAAGGGUCAUUGCCAUGGGUCGAAAUGAGGAGAAGCUAGCGAACCUGAAGGAGCAGGUGCAGCAAAGAUCACCAGGGGCGGAUAUUGAAACAUCCAAGAUAACAGGCGAUGAACAGAAAGAUGCAUCUGCGUUGCAGGCUUUUGGUCCUGUUGAUGCUGUUUUCGACAUCACGCCAUCAGCUGCAUCGAUGUCGACCCACACACGAAGCGCUAUAAAGGCACUGCGUCGUGGUGGUAGAGUUAGUCUAAUGGGGUCUACCAGGAAUAUUUCGGUCCAGGAGAUUAUGAUGAAUGACAUUACACUAAAAGGCAAAUCGAUGUAUGAACGAGAGACUAUAUUGCAGUUCGUCAAGAUGCUGCAGAGGGGUUUAUUCCCAAUAGGUAAGGGAUCGGUGGAAACGAAGGCCUUUGCGUUGGAUAAGUGGAAGGAAGCCCUUGAUGUCGGUGCGGACCAUAAUGGUAUCGGCAAAUGUGUAGUAUUUACCCCAGUCUCUUCAUAA